GAUUCAGAACAACUUAUAUUUUGGCUUGUAUUCACUGAUCAUGGGGUGAUCCAGAAAUAAACUCCAGGCUUCAAAGCGAGAGUGUUUCAAAGCUGUCCUGCAGUUGAUCGAAACAUCCAGGCAAAGCAGGGAGACGAAUACCAGCGAGAAUUUUCUGAAUUAAGACUUAAUCAAGGAGAUAACCCCUUUCAGCAGUAUUAUUACCCUUUUAUUUCAGAACAAAAAGAUUUUGAUGAUCACUAUUUCCUUCUACGGAAAAGGAAAAAAAAAAUAAAAGUAUGGCUACAACGGCAGCAAAUACUCAAAGACAAACAAUAGGCUGCGAGGACUACAGUCUGUACAGUAGCCUGAGUGAAGAGGAGCUUAUAAACAUGGCCAUCCAGCAGAGCUUAGAAGAGGACCCUGCAGGUCAGCCAGCUGCCCAGAGCCACCAGAAAUCGGUGGUGGCAAGUCCCAGCGAGGUGGCCACCCCCAGCCGCACCAACAGCCAUAACCCGCCCUACCGCAUCUACCCUUGGCAAAGAUUGGCAGCCCAGCCAAGAGGCCGUGCUCAGCCGUCCAACUCGGGGGCAGCCUGGGGGGUCAGGCGAAGGUACGACGGCAGCCUGUUCAGCACAUCACAGCCCGUAGAACUUGACCCUGUAGUGGCAGCAAUAAAGGAUGGAGAUGAAAAAGCAGUGUGCAACAUGAUGAAAUCAGGAAAAAACCUUUCGGAACCUAAUAAGGAUGGCUGGUUACCCCUCCACGAAGCUGCAUACUACGGCCAAGUGGGUUGCCUGAGCCUGUUACAAAAAGCGUACCCCGGCACAAUCGACCAGCGCACCCUCAAUGAGGAGACAGCUCUCUACCUGGCCACCAGCCGGGGCAACCUGGACUGCCUGCUCACCCUCCUGCAGGCUGGGGCCGAGCCUGACAUCUCCAACAAGGCCCGAGAAACGCCACUCUACAAAGCCUGUGAGCGCAAGAAUGCAGAGGCCGCAAGACUCCUGGUACAAUACAAUGCUGAUACCAACCAUCGUUGCAAUCGAGGAUGGACUGCUCUCCAUGAGGCUGUCUCCCGGAAUGACCUGGAGAUUAUUGAUAUCCUUGUGAAAGGGGGUGCCAAGAUUGAGUCUGCAAACGUCUAUGGGAUCACUUCUUUAUUUGUGGCAGCUGAGAGUGGGCAGUUGGAAGCUCUGAGAUACCUUGCAAAAUGUGGUGCUGAUAUAAAUACUCAAGCCAGUGAUAAUGCCUCUGCUCUUUAUGAAGCCUGCAAAAAUGGACACAUACCUAUUGUGGAGUUUCUUUUGUCCCAAGGAGCAGAUGCUAAUAAAGCCAAUAAGGAUGGCCUGUUACCUCUUCACAUAGCAGCCAAAAAAGGGAUUUGCGAGAUUGUCUCCAUGCUGAUCCCUGUGACCAGCCGCACCCGUGUCAAGCGUAGUGGCAUCAGUCCCUUGCACCUAGCGGCCGAACGCAACAAUGAUGACAUCUUGGAAGAGCUGAUUGAUGCUGGCUAUGAUGUCAACACUGCCCUCUCCAACGAACGGUCCUGCCUUUAUGAGGACAGACGAAGCACUCCUCUCUAUUUUGCUGUUUUUAACAAUAACAUCUAUGCCACCGAGCUCCUGCUGCAAGCUGGAGCCAACCCCAAUGUUGACCUCAUCAACCCAUUACUCAUCUCCAUCCGCCAUGGCUGCCUGAAGACCAUGAAACUGCUCCUUGACCAUGGAGCAAACAUUGAUGCCUAUAUAUCAAGCCAUCCCACUGCAUUUCCGGCUACCAUCAUGUUUUCGAUGAAGUACCUUUCCGUGCUGAAGUAUCUUCUGGAUCUGGGCUGUGAUGCAAGUUCCUGUUUUGAGUGUCAGUAUGGAAAUGGCCCACACCCCGCAUUAGAUUACAGACGGGACAGACUUAAUGAUCCUCAGCUGUCCAAAGAGCCAAACAUAGUACAGUUUUGUGAAAUGGUGUCUACUCCAGAGAUAAGUCGCUGGGCCGGGCCUAUCAUUGAUGUUCUCCUGGAUUAUGUGGGUAACGUGCAGCUCUGUUCACGGCUCAAGGAGCAUAUUGACAGCUAUGAGGACUGGGCUGUCAUUAAAGAAAAAGCAGAGCCCCCACGACCUCUUUCCCAUCUUUGCCGCAUCAAGGUACGAAGCCUGGUUGGAAGAAACCGCAUUAAACUUCUUGACACCUUGCCUCUCCCAGACAGACUGAUUCGAUACUUACAGCAUGAUUACACACAGUGACCCCCGGCACACCAGACACACAGUGGCUUCCCAGCAUGGCAUCAGCAUGGCGAGGGCACACAUUGUGCGUGGUGGGGGAGGACUUGCUGCUGGCUUGGUCAAGAGCCCUCCAAUGACUAAUCUAAGAGAAAUAUGCUUCUGAAGCAUGAAUGAGAAGAAAAUGGAUUAGACAGCGAGCUAAACAUGGGACAACUGUUAGGUUUUCCAAGAGAAAACAUGUAUGAUUCACCUCAAUGCUUGGUCUGCAAAGAACAAGAAAUGAAAACCAACACUGAAAAAUGAGUACUGCUGAAGCAAGUAUCAGUGAGGAAUUCAAAGGUAUAUCGGGGUUGUGGUGGAGCUUAGCAUCCUUGCUGCGAUCACAAUUCAGAAAUUGUCAAGAGUCAACAUAUUUGGGAAAACAAACAUUUCCCUCAUUGACUGAGAUUUUUAUUUUACCUUCUAUCUACCAUUUGGAUUUCUGCUAAGUGUGCUGGUUGCUUAUUCUCUGAUACUUUGACACCAUCUUGCUAACACUUUUACUUUCAUUUUUUGGACCUUUCUUAUUGAUUACUUGAUUUAUGAACAUUCAAAUCUCAGAACUUUUUAAUAGACUAAAGUCCAGAAAUGCUGAUUUCUUUAAAAAUCAAGGAAAGGUUUAUAUAAGAGGGAUGUAAGAAUUGUAUUUGCACAUAGAGAAUACAGUUCAUUUCAUAUUACAUUUGUAAUGAGAAGUAGGGGAAAUCCUGCAUGAGAUAGUUUCCUAGACUGGGGAUUUGAAAGCGACUCGGAGCUUUUUUUUUUUUUUUCCUUCCUAGAAAUUAGAAGUAUAGCUGCACUGUAAACAGUAGCUUUACUCUGUCAUGAAGCUGGUGUCAGAGCAGAACAAAGCUGUAGAGGAGCAGAAACAAAGUGUUGUGAAGGAGAGAGGCAAGGUAUGCAGAGAGAGGAAACACUGCUAAACCAACUUUAUCUGUUCCUCCCCUAGAAGAUAUUGUCCCUACAAAACCCAGGCUCUCUUAUCUCCUUGGACUUCUGGGGCUAUAACAAUACCAUCACUGGAAGAAAGAGAUAUUAUUUCAAAAUUAUGAAAUUUAGACUUUGAGAUUUAUGAAAACAACUACCCAGAAUUAGGCUUCCAAAUCCUUAUUCAGGUGCCUAAACAAUGCCAAGUUGCUUGCAUCAGGUGUAAUUCCACUUAAGCCAAUAGGACCACAUUUGGUGUCAGAUAUUACCGAGGCAGAAUAAAAAUCUUAAGAUUUAGCCCUGAAUUUCCUGACUUUGGAAGUUUGAAGUAUCUAUUAGCUCCCUUUGACACUGAUGAAAGUUAAUAUCUCAGCUUCUUUGAAAAUUAGGUCACCUAUUUACAGCUCAGAUCCACAACUGAUUUAUGGCAGCUUAACAAGUUACCAUCUAUCAGCUGAACCACUAUAAUUGUCCGUGAAAUUCUUUUAUUGAAGUUUUUAACAAGUCACAUUCCCUCACAGCUGGGGAGGCCAAGGAACCCAUGAACAGUUAUUGGCAGUGACUACAGCACAGUUGACAGGUGUGACUUACUGAACUGAUUUGAUGAGUGCCUCAUUCCUGACUAGGCACCUCAGUAAGGAUGGAAGAGUCUAAAUUUCCAACUAUGUCUUUGUAGAUCUUAUGCUAGAAGCACACUCAUUCUUACCUUAGGUGACAAAGGAGCUGUGCACCAUGGUUUGUUUGGGUUCCCCACCAGAGACAUGACAGAUCUGGUUUUGUUUGUGGGCCUGCAUACCAUCCAUGGAAUCAGAUAGAAAUGUAAAAGUAGGGAAUAUGCAUUGCAAUGAGUUUUAUUUGUGUGGAGUUUUAUACCUUAAAACAGAACUAAAAGCAUGUUGCACACAUACAAGUCUGUCUGGGCACACAAGUUCAGGUUCUGUGAUGGUUCUGUGUGUAAUGUGUUCAGCACUUGCAGGACAAGAUGUAAGCAGAGGAAUUGGUUACAGCUAUGGACAGAGUGUCCAUAGCUGUCCCCUUCCCAAAUGCAAAAGAAGUUGAAAAACCAAUGCUUUCAAUUGCAAAGCUUUGGAAAGUCCAAUGAGAUUCCUCCACUGCUGAAGUUUCCUCCAGUGACUUCCAUUACUACCAGAUUAAGAUCUACCCCCCACCUCCACCCCUUGUCUCCUGAGGUGUGAACAAGAAAUUUCUUCAGGUUGGAAAAAUACUGUGUGGAGGGAAAGGAAUGGGGAACAGGAAAUCUUUAGACCACUUUUGCCAUUGAAGUCCCUGUAUUGCUAAGCAAUAUCUUGAGAGAUAGAAAAUCACCUGUGGAGUUCAUGCAUCUCUCAUUUUAUGGGGCUGAGCAGUAAAGUUCUGGGCCCUUCUCAUAUUGAUAUAAAUCAGAAAAAAAAAAAAAUCCUUGAAAUGAAAUGACUGUAUCAGAGCAGUUGUAGGGGGUGAUGGAUACAGACAUAGCUUGGUAGAGAUCAUUUGUUUAAGUGCUUGUCUGGUGUGCAAUGACAGCCCUGAAGACCAGCGGCUGAUAGAAGGAUUCAUAAUCACCAACUGUAUGUGUAACCACAGGGGUAGGAUUUGAUAAGCGAUCCCAAACUAGGAAUUCUCCCUGAGAACAUAAAAGUCUCACGAACUACAGUUUCUUUUUAUGUCACUGGAGAAAUUGAAACUGGGUUUGAGUGGAGCAAAUAUGGAAAGUCCAUUUCUUCUUUCAACCAAGACACCUUCAUCUCUGUUGAGACACCCAUGUCCUGGUUGCUCUUGAGCAGGAGAGUCACUGAGCUAGAGAGCACUGCUCUGAUGGGAACGUAUCACAACUGUGGGAAUGGUAAGGGCACACUGCACAGAAACUGAUGAGAGAAGAGCCUAUUAGAGGGGAAAUCUGAUAAUUACGAUGUUAUUAAGUCCUUUCUGCUUGAUUCUUACAGCAAAUCUUCACACACUCAGUUUACAUUUACUUGCACUGAAAUGGAGCCCGCUACCUCUCCACUCCAGUCAUUGACACAAGUAUUUUGUGCACGGUACUUAAUCUGCGCAAAUUCAAUGUGAUUUUAUCUUCUAUCUAUCUAGAAGUUACUAUGAAGAGACAAAUACGCCAGAACCCAAACAAACCAGGCUUGUAAGCAGAUCAGUAGUUCUAGUGCAAGGUGAAGUGCCUUGUUUUUACUGAGUGUGGUACAUAUACUCCUUCAGAGAUGAUGACUUUAUGUGAAAUGUUCCAGGAAUAUUUCAUGACCAGUUACUGUACUUUUUUUUACUGCAACAUGUGCAAUUCACUUGUUCUUGUGCACUUUUUUGAUUUUUUUAUUUCAUUUUGUAUGAAAGCUUUUUCACUUACCUCUCCCUUCCCAUUAUUUAUAAAAGCUAUUUUGGUUUUAAGAGUUUAAAUUUGCAUUGUUGUAGUAAAUAGCAGCUCUCGAAUGUUAUGUUUCCAUCUUUCAAACAAGGUAUGAAUAAACAAGUAGAUUCUGAAGGACUAUCAGUUGUCCUGAAUAGCAACAUUGAACAACCAAACACAAAAAUUGCCAGGAAAAGUCUGAAUCCAAGUUUGAUUAAUAAUUUAGAUUAACUCAGGGGUGAGAGAAGAGUAAGUAUUGUUAGAGAUGAGACAAAGUUCCUAUUCUUUGCAAACCUUUUGGAAAGUCUCACACAUCCCCAUUCAGUGAUUUUGAAUAUAUUUCACAACUGUCUUCUCUUCAUUUGUGUUUUACCUCGCUACUGCUCUAGUUCAGAGCUGCAGCAAGGGCCACUGCCUGCCCUGGGCUGCAGAGGGAAGUAUGUCACAAAGGAUUUUAAAAAGUAACAUCAGUUUAAAUCUGAGGGUAAGUGCAUAAAUAUCUGUGUGUCAGAGGUCAUUUGGAACAGUCUGGUUCAAUCCUUCAUCCUAACUUAAAAGCAUGCUAUUCUACUACAUGGAAAAUACACAGCAACAUACAUUAAAAUAAGAAACAGUUUAAAAUUAGAAAACCAAGAAUUUAAUAUCCAGAAGGUAGGCACUUGAUUUUAACUCUCUUCCUUCUCUGAAUUUCUUCAGAAAUCUCUACAGAGGCUAUCCACUUUGCUAAGUAUUUUAAUUAUGCUAGAAAUCCAUAUUCUGGUGCAGUAUCUAUCUAGCACUUUCAAAUUUCCCUUCUGAACUCUAGCAGGAACCGUUGUCCACAGCAGUCACUGUGGUUCAUUCCACGACCUGCUCUGGUCACCCAGAUGGAAAUCCAGGCCAGUGCCAAGGAGGCUGCUCUGCAUUGACAGCACUGAGACAGAGUUCAGCAUCUGGCUUCAUCUGGAUUACAACAGUGACACAGAGCUAUAGGUGUGAGAAAGGGCCCCUAUUUCCAUGUAAAAAGUUCCUUGCCUACAGCUCUGCAAAUUAAGAGGCAUAGUUCUCCUCCCAUUAACUUCAAUGGGGAUGCUGCCUCUGGUUUUGAUUAGUCUCCCUUGUGGAGAGAUACAGAGUCUCCUCAUGGAUUUUUUUGACAAAAAGACAAAAAGAGAAAGACAUCUAAGUAUAUCCACAUCUUCACUUCUGAAUCAAGAGCUAACUUGAUGUCUUUAACCCUUAGAUCAACUCUUUACGACCUUGCACCUUGCAUAUAGUUGCAGAUAUGUGCUACCAAAGACAUUUCCUACUCUCUCUCCUAUAGGACUAGUUUAUGGAGGCUUGGUACAUAUAUUAAGUGCUGGUAGCAGGGAGAAAGUAAUGAAAUCCAUCUCCAUUUUUACUUUUGGCCUGUUGGACUAACACCUUACAGACAUUGUUCCUGUAAAAAUAAACAUUGGUGGGAUAUACUGUGAGGUUUGGGGAAAGGAUGAUUUACUUUUAGCCUAAGAGUAAGUUCAUGUCCUAAUGAAAGUUGCAACCUGGUUAUAUAACACCAAGCCCCAUCAGAAGAUCCAAAAUGACACUCUACAGUUGCUUAAGAUCAUAAUUUUUUCAUGACUGCAAUACACUUGAAAAAAGUGUCAUAGGGAGUUACACUAGCCAGAGCCCAAGCUGAUUGAGCACACUUUUGAUUGAAUCCUGGGAGAAAUUCCCAUUAGCUUCAGCGAGAGCAGGUUAAGGGAGAUCACAGGCAUCCAUUCUCUGGCCCUUCCCCCCCCCCAUAAUGCACUUCUCUUGACCUCAGUGAUUCACUCCAGUAUAACUGGAUAGGUACAUAGGCCUGCAAUAUUAAACCUUUCAGAUCUCAUGUGCUGUGCCUUAGCACCACUUUCUGCAUGGGUUUAAGAGAAAUCUAACUUAAAAAAAAAAUCCUGUGUUAACUUUUCUAAUGGCAAUUUGUUAAAAUAAUUGGGAAAAUACCAGGCAAAUCAUUUGCAGCCGGGCCUUGUGAUAGCAUUUUAAAAUCAGACAAAGUAAAAGUUGUCUGGGAGCCAGAAAUCAAGGCAGGCUAUUCUAUAUGCUUUUUUUCUUCUACCAUAUUUUAUGGUUUUGCAUUCAACUAAUACAAUUUCUCAUUUGUUCUGUUGAUGCCGAACAAUUCCUGACAUGGAAAUUCAUCUGCUUCCAUUUGCACCAGCUUAACACUAGUUAAUUUUCCAGCCUCAGAAGAAUUACUUUUGAUUUACAUGAGUCUGAAUAGGCAAAGAUUUCAGACCUCAUAUCUACCCAAGAGUUGCAAGUCAAACCUGUGUCUACGCAGUAGGGCAAAAAUAAACAGACUGCAUUGACAGAAUCACCAAAAUAAAAUUACCUCCUUUCUUCCCUUAUUUUUUUUCUUUUAAUUAUCUCAGUAUUUACAUAC
This is a messenger RNA of Athene cunicularia (burrowing owl), 7924 nucleotides long. It is a transcript of the gene ASB2, whose product is annotated as ankyrin repeat and SOCS box containing 2. Gene Ontology annotation, biological process: intracellular signal transduction. The transcript is spliced from 10 exons. Bases 279 to 2222 code for a protein of 647 amino acids. NCBI's taxonomy places the organism in Eukaryota, Metazoa, Chordata, Aves, Strigiformes, Strigidae. The record is from RefSeq and is a predicted model, not a curated record. Gene Ontology annotation, molecular function: protein binding.